Molecule: messenger RNA, 3753 nt
Organism: Pteropus alecto (black flying fox)
Lineage: Eukaryota; Metazoa; Chordata; Mammalia; Chiroptera; Pteropodidae
Gene: STON1
Product: stonin 1
Exons: 4
Coding region: 153-2345 (730 amino acids)
Biological process (GO): regulation of endocytosis; synaptic vesicle endocytosis; clathrin-dependent endocytosis
Cellular component (GO): synaptic vesicle; AP-2 adaptor complex
Molecular function (GO): clathrin-cargo adaptor activity
Source: RefSeq, a predicted model, not a curated record
AGCCAGAGAGAAGCAGAACUGGAACAAAAUCUCAAACGCUGGCUUCCUGGCUCCCAGGCUGGGCAAACAGCUGUGGGACCUCACCCAGAGGGACCUUUGUGUGCUAGACAACAUAUCUGAUUCAUUGACAAGAUCACAAUCUGAUUUCAAAGAUGUGUUCUACAAACCCAGGCAACUGGGUCACAUUUGAUGACGACACUGCUUUCCAGUCUUCUCAAAAGUCAAAGAAUUUCCCUCUCGAGAAUCAAGGCAUCUGUAGACCCAACGGACUUAAGCUGAACCUUUCCGGUCCUAAGGAAUUUCCCAGUGGAUCUUCCUCCACUGGCAGUACCCCUCUCUCCUCUCCCAUUGUAGACUUUUACUUCAGUCCAGGACCUCCAAGUAACUCUCCUCUCUCUACACCGACCAAAGACUUCCCAGGUUUUCCUGGCAUCUCUAAAGCAGGGACUCACGUGCUUUAUCCUAUUCCAGAAUUAUCUUCAAACAGUCCCCUCAUAACACCAGGUGCAGAUUCUUCCGUGUUGCCUGCUAAACCAACCUGUUUACCCCCUGCUUCCUUACCCGAUGACCGCUCGUGUACACAUCCAGCUCCCAAAGUCAAUCUUGCAGAUGAAAUUACCCCUCCUCAGGCUAGAAGCGAUGCUCUCCAGUUUCAGUAUUUUCGGGAGGAUUGUGCCUUUUCAAGUCCAUUUUGGAAAGAUGAAGGCAGUGCUUCCCAGUUCACCUUUGACCCUCCAGGAAGCAGAAAAACGUUGCUGCCGAGAGACAAAGAGAUGCCCAUUGAUCAAAAAAGCUUAAAUCAGUGUUCACUCAACUACAUCUGUGAGAAGCUUGAGCAUCUCCAAUCAGCUGAGAAUGAAGAAUCAUUUAGAAAUUUGUCUAUGCCACGUCUGUAUGCCGGAGACACUGCCUCUUCCUUUGUUCCCCACACGCUCUUCAGGAGCCGGCCCAAAACAGGAUGGUCUUUCAUGCUGAGAAUUCCUGAGAAGAAGAACAUGAUGUCUUCUCGUCAGUGGGGACCAAUUUUCUUAAAAGUCUUACCUGGAGGAAUUUUACAAAUGUAUUAUGAGAAGGGGUUAGAAAAACCAUUUAGAGAGUUACAGCUCGAUCCACAUUGCAGGCUUUCUGAACCCAAACUCGAGAAUUUCAGUGUGGCAGGAAAAAUCCAUACUGUGAAGAUUGAACAUGUGUCUUACACAGAAAAAAGAAAAUACCAUUCUAAGACAGAAGUAGUCCACGAGCCAGACAUAGAACAGAUGCUGAAGUUGGGGUCCACAGAGCACCAUGACUUCCUCGACUUUCUGACUACUGUAGAGGAAGAGCUGAUGAAGCUGCCAGCUGUUUCAAAACCAAAGCGGAGCUACGAGGAACAGGAAAUUUCCCUGGACAUUGUGGACAACUUUUGGGGUAAAAUCACUAAAGAAGAAGGAAAAUUGGUUGAAAGUGCUGUGAUAACUCAAAUCUGUUGCCUCUGCUUUGUGAAUGGCAACGCGGAAUGCUUUUUAACAUUGAAUGAUCUUGAGCUGCAGAAGCGAAAUGAACAGUAUUUUGAAAAAGACCCAGAAAAGAAGGGGAUCGAUAUUCUUGACUACUGUUUUCAUAAGUGUGUGAAAGCACAAGAAUUUGAGCAAUCAAGAAUCAUUAAGUUUGUACCUCUGGAUGCCUGCCGUUUUGAGCUGAUGCGUUUCAAGACUUUGUACAAUGGGGAAGAUCUUCCCUUUUCUCUGAAGUCUGUCGUGGUUGUCCAGGGAGCAUAUGUGGAGCUCCAGGCCUUUGUAAACAUGACCCCAUCGGCACAGAGACCACCCCACACCAGUUCCUUGAGGUCUUGCGACAACAUAAUGAUACACUUUCCUGUCCCAUCACAGUGGAUCAAGGCCCUCUGGACCAUGAACCUCCAGAGGCAGAAGUCCCUGAAAGCCAAAAUGAACCGCCGGGCAUGUCUGGGGAAUUUACAUGAACCUGAAUGUGAGCCUGUCAUACAGGUCACUGUGGGGUCAGCAAAAUAUGAGAGUGCCUACCGGGCCGUGGUAUGGAAGAUAGACCGGCUUCCUGAUAAACAUUCAAGUCCUGAUCAUCCCCAUUGUUUGUCAUACAAACUAGAACUUGGAUCAGAUCAAGAAAUUCCCUCUGAUUGGUAUCCAUUUGCUACUGUUCAGUUUGGGAUGCUUGACACCUGUGCCUCAAGGACAGAGGUCAGGUCUUUGGGGGUGGAGAGUGAUGUCCAGCCACAGAAACACGUUCAUCAGCGAGCUUGCUACAACAUUCAGGUUGAAAUAGAAAAGAAGUGGAUUAAAAUCGAUGGAGAAGACCCGGAAAAAGCUGGUGCCUGUGUAACCCAGUAGGAGUAGCAAGAGUUAAUGACGAUGACCCACUUUUCAAAUAUGUAAUUCACAGAAACCACACACGGUUCUGCUAUUGUAUAGUGGAAAUGACUUCUGAAGAGAGGGCUUAAGACAGAUCCAUUGGUUCUGUUUAGAGAAGCUUAGACCUAAAACCAAAUAAUCUAUAUUUUAUGCUUUUGAUAUGUUUGCACCCUAUGGGUUUGAUCUAAAAUGUAUCUAUAAUUUGCGUGAUGUUUUGCUUCCUAUUGAAAUUGACCCAACCACCAGCUUGGCUAAAGUGUUUUUGAUUUUUGGUUACUCAGUGGCUGAUUGUUUUGCACUCUGGCUCACCCAGAUGCCAUAUUUAUUAUCCUCUAGUCCCUGUCUCUUCUUGGUAUGUUAGCACCCGUACCGGAAGGUGAAACAAAGGAAACAUAGACCCGAAUACUUAAUUUUCCCUCUUGCUCAUCUCUGAAGUGUGGCUAGGUGUAGAAUGAUGCUGAAACCACAGGCUAAAAUGGAGUUGUGGAAGUAUCUGUGAUUUUGAAUUAUUUAUCUUCCUGUCCUCUUACCACAUUGGUGAGUUAUCAUCAGCUAUGUCUGGUACCUGUCUUUCCCCCAUGGUAUUAUCAUUUAAAAAAUAUAUUUGUAUUCUGGUGUGUAUUGCAAAGAAGUUAUUUCUGUUGAUAUACAUAUUUUAGUACGAGUCACUAAGACAUAUUGCAUUUUGCUUGGAGAAUUUCCUUUUAAAAUGGAAUCCCAGUAUUGGAUGCUAGUUAAAAUAUUUAUGUGCAUUAAAGAUGAUUUUUAAAGUUCAUGAAUAUUGUUUCCCAAAAGUACAGACUCUAAGAUACUGUAUUUUGAUAAAGUAUUAUUUGUAAUUAACACAAGACUCUUGAAGUCUAAGUCAUAUUACGAUUAUUUUAUGCUAGUUCUGCUGUCAUCCUAUUUAUGCUAAUACUUUAAAUUUAGAGUAUUUUUCUUUAAAAGAUGAACAAAAUUAAAGAUACUAGAUUGUUUUACCUGGAUUUCUAAGAGGUAACAUUUUUAUUUUUCAAAGUCAGGUAAGUGUUUUCUAAUGAAAAGUCUGGUGUUAGCAGUUAUAAUUCUGUUUAUAACUUCCUUUCAAUAUUUACAGCAAAAGAUUAAACUUUAAAAAUGUGUAACCUAUUUUUUGGAUAUUUUUUAGUCCUCAUAUGAUAUUAAUACACCUUCAAUUUAUGUUGAAUCUUAAAUAUGAUUAGGAGGUAUUUUUCUCUAUUUACUAGAUUUGUGUUGAGUCAAAACCGAUAUAAUAAUGUUCUUCCAAACAACAUUUAUUUGUCGGCCGAGAGUUUAUGUCUUAUGUUUUAUUUAAUAUUGUAUUACGUUCAUUGUAAUCUGUUCCAAAAACAUUAAAACAAACAUUUAUGAUGGUUUGUAUAAAUCA